Molecule: messenger RNA, 1081 nt
Organism: Triticum urartu
Lineage: Eukaryota; Viridiplantae; Streptophyta; Magnoliopsida; Poales; Poaceae
Source: RefSeq, a predicted model, not a curated record
GCCAGCUUCUCUCAGCUUCUUUUUCAAGCCUGAGGCGUCACAGCUCCUUACUUGCUGCCCUUCAUACGUAGCUGAUCGGCCAUCUCUCAACAACAAAGAUGAAGAUAGGGAAGGCUCCUGAGCUCCUGAAGAAGGCCGUAGCGAUGUGCAAGAGCAAGACCACCAGGCUCCUCAUCCUCGCCUCGCUCCAGCGCCGCAGGAUGUCCAUGGGCGUUGUGGUCUCUCGCAAGAUCGACGCGCUCAUUGUGGCCGACUGGGAGAGAGCGGACCGCCACAAGGCUCUCGCGCUACAAACGGUGGAGAAGAGACCGGUAAUCAUCCAGGAGAGUGACUUGGAGGCCAAUUUCUCUCGUCACUUGGCGAUGUUCGGUCAAGAGAAUGGUCAUGGUGGCUGCCCAGCUAACCGAACACUGCAUCCCCUAUUCAACAACAACCACGCCAACUACCAUUACAGUGAAGAUGAUGAUGUGCUACUUGAUUCAUGCGAUCAAGAUGAUGAUGAUGAGCUGUCAGUCAUGGAUCUGAUCAUGAGCAAUGGAGAAGUUGAGGGGAUGGAGUUCAACAUGGAGGAGGACAUUGAUCAAGCUGCUGAUAUGUUCAUUAGGAGGUUCCGACAGCGGCUGAAUGAGGGAUUUUAGGGUCUUAUUAGCACAUGCAUGCAUGUAUCUUAGAUUAGGGCGUUGUCUUCUUUUUAGGUGCCCAAAAAUUAGAAAAUUUUGUGGACAUCAAUAUGAAUAGGAGUUGAGGCUUGACAAGCAGUUAUCCUUAUUUGUUAGGUUAAUCCAAACAAGUUUGAAUUUGGCUAGAAGUGUGCUAGUUGUGUCCGGUUAGGAUUAGUAGUGUGAUCAGCGUUGCCGGUAAUUAAAUUAGGAAAGUUAUGUACGGCAACACCAAGAGUACUAAUCGUACGUGAGUUAGUAUAUAGAUGAGAGUCCUAGUCAUAGCUAUCCGAGUAGAGCUAGGAUGUCAUGUCCGUGUACGUGUCGUGUUAGGUUAUGGUGGAGUCGGCUACGCGCCAUGGUUAGGACCGAUAAGGGUUGCGUGAGUUUUGUAACACCGAUGACAGAGAGAAAAAGAGAAA